Molecule: messenger RNA, 4745 nt
Organism: Limanda limanda (common dab)
Lineage: Eukaryota; Metazoa; Chordata; Actinopteri; Pleuronectiformes; Pleuronectidae
Product: zinc finger protein 585B-like
Exons: 2
Coding region: 320-3388 (1022 amino acids)
Biological process (GO): regulation of transcription by RNA polymerase II
Cellular component (GO): nucleus
Molecular function (GO): RNA polymerase II transcription regulatory region sequence-specific DNA binding; DNA-binding transcription factor activity, RNA polymerase II-specific
Source: RefSeq, a predicted model, not a curated record
UAAUCAUGGCGGAUGUGUUUUUCACGUCGAGUUUUGCAGCCCAGACGUUUGUGUUGAUUUAAUAACAACAAUCGAUCAGUAAAACCGCAUCACAGCAACGAACUAUUUCCUCUGAGAUAAACGACUGAAGCUCCGCAGAGUCGAAGCGGUCGCGUCACCGCUGUCUGCCCCGGUAUCCAUGCGCACAGGUCGGGACUUCAGAUCCGGUUUGGUUCGCUCCUGAGCCUGAGUGUGAUGACCCGUCCGGAGGCGGAGCUUACGCAGGAGUUUCACUUCAGUAACAAGUCGAAGAAGAAAUCACAGAAAACAGAAACUAACAAUGGGCGAUACGAUGGUCGAGGCUGGAGAGGAGGCGACCAAACAGGAAGUCAGCUCGGAGCCGCUUCCAGAGCCGCUGCUGAUCAUCCUGUCCCCCCCGCCGCCUUUCCUACCGGCCCCCGGGCAGCCCACCAUGUUUUGGCACAAGUGGCUUAAAUCUUUCACCCGCUACCUGGAGGCGCUCGGCGAGCACCAGCUGGUGGACUCCAGUAAGUGCGAUCUGUUACAGAACUGCCUCGGUCCGGAGGGGCAGCACGUCUUCGCCUCGCUGGUCCCGGGCGACGCCACGUACGCCGAGGUCAUCUCCGUGCUGACGGGCUUCUUCACCGCCGAUCCGACCGCUCAGAUGUACCGACUCGAGUUCCACCACCGAGCCCAGAUGCCCGGAGAGACCACGGAUCAGUUUGUGUCGGCGCUACAGGAGCUGCUGUGGCGCUGUGACUUCGGGGACCUGCAAGAAAAACGUAUCCUGGAUCAGCUGAUGGCAAAAACCAGCUACCCUCAGCUCAGAGAGAGGCUCCUCCUGGUGGAGGACACGCUGACCUUGGCCGAAGCGUUGCUCAUCGGCAAAGAGGUGGAAUCCGCUUUGAGCGAAUCGGAGGCGUUUGGUUUUAACGAGGUCAGCGUGGCUAUCGAAGACGAUCUAGACGUCCCCGUUCAGAUAAAAGCCAAAAGGGGACGACCGAGGAAAGGCGAGAAAAGAACUCCGGCAAAACCACACGUGAUGAAAACCUCCAAAAAACCCUCGAGACGCAAAGACAACUUCUGUUACGGCAACGAUCAACUUUAUUAUAACGAUAAGUGCAAAAGUUCUGCCGAGACGACUCCUGCUUGUGAUGAACCCGGCGAUGAAGAUGAUAUUGAAGCCUCGUCAUCGUCACAGAUGGUGAAGGAGGAAGCCUGCGACGACGACGAUGAUGAUAAUGAUGAAGAAGAUAAUGAUGACUUUGUAGAUUCCACAGACAAACUCAAAGGGCCGUACUGCCCGUUCUGCACCGGCCGGCGCUUCAGAGACGCCAACAAGCUGGGCCGACACAUGAGGACGCACACCAAGGAGAAACCCUUCAGCUGCCCGGUCUGCUCCCUGACCUUCAGCCAGUCCUACCACAUGACCCGACACCUGCGGAACCAGCACGGCGCCGGGCAGCACGUCUGCUCCACCUGCGGGGAAAGUUUAGGAAGCUUUGCCGAGUUGAAGAGUCACAAGAGGGCGCACAGCCAAACGCUGGCGUGUCCCGAGUGCGGUGAAACGUUCACGAACCACGACACGCUCCGCAGCCACAUGCUGUCACACGGCAAAACCCAGGAAGAGAUUUCACAGCAAAGUGAUGACACGAUUAACCAAGUAACGGUGGACUCGAGUCCGAACAACGACAGCAAUGACAGCAUUGAUGAGGCUGCUGACAACGAUUCAGACUCGAGUUGUGUUGAGACUUUGGAUAAAGGAUGUAACGUUAAUAUCAAGAUGGAGGAAGACUCUGUCGCUAUAUGUCAAGACGGAGCCGGUAAGAAAGACAAAGUCGCUUCGAAGGCGAAACCAAAAGGACAUUUUUGUCCCAUCUGUGACGGCCGGCGCUUCAGGGGUCCGAACAAACUCGCCAGACACAUGAGGACGCACACGAAGGAGAAACCGUUCACCUGUCCCAUCUGCUCUCUGACCUUCAGCCAGUCGUACCACAUGACCCGACACGUGAGGAACCAGCACGGCUCGGGCAAAUACAUCUGCUCUAAAUGUGGGAAAGGUUCCAGCAGCUGGCUGGAGCUGAAGACCCACAAGAAGACUCACGCAGGAGAUGGUCUGAAGUGUCUGGCCUGCGACACACAGUUCAAGGAGAAAGCGGCGCUUGUGAGUCACCUCAAGUUGCACAAGAAGGUCCACACCAAUCCUCGCAGCCUCAUCUGCGGCGAUUGCGGCAAAGUGUUUCGCCGGUUGUAUCAUUUGAAACGUCACAUCAAGACCCAUCGCAAGGCGGCCACCAGCGAGAGCUUCACCUGCCCCGACUGCCACAAGAAGUUUGCCUUUCCAGAAGACUUGAACAAACACCUGGAGGUUCACGUGAAGGAGAACAACGGGACCUGUCCGAAAUGUGACCAGACCUUCACCAGUCCCGAGGAGCUGGAGACGCACAUGGAGGUUCACGACAAGACGUACGCCUGCAGCACCUGCGGGAAGAAGUUCAAGGUGGAGUACGCGCUGAAGAAGCACGAGCAGGUUCACCAGAACGAGCAGUAUUAUUGUUCCAUGUGCCGAAAGCGUUUCAUCAAGCUGUCUCACUACAAAAGACACUUGCUGGUCCACGAGCGGCGGGAAUGUAAAUGUCCGCACUGCGACAGCGUCUUUCUACAGGUCACGGCUCUGAAGUAUCACCUGAGGACUCACAGCGAGGAGCGGCCGCACCAGUGCGUCUGCUGCAUCGAGACCUUCGAGGUGGAGGAAGAUCUGGAGCAGCACCGUCUCAAACACAGGAAAUACAAAAAGGAGAGGCCCUUCUCCUGCACUCGGUGUGACUCCGCCUUCCCCACGCUGGUGGCGCUGACGGAACACAUGAGCGAGCACGAGGGAGAGCUGCCCUCCAACUGUCCCGUCUGCGGCAAAACCUUCCUGAACAAGAAGAAGCUGGAGAAGCACCUGAGCAUCCACACGGGGGAGAGACCUCACCUCUGCUCCAUCUGCGGCAACGGCUUCCCGUCCGCCGCCAGCCUCAAGCUGCACGUCACCAUCCACACGGGGGAGAAACCCUUCAAGUGCUCGCAGUGCGUCAAGAGCUUCAGGUCGUCCAGCGGGCUGCGGCUGCACAGCAGGCAGCACAUGGAGGUGCGGCCUAUCUACGAGUGUCCCGAGUGCGGCCGGACGUACGGACGCAUGACGGAGCUGAAGAUGCACCAGCGUUACCACACGGGGGACAAACCCUACUCGUGCACCUGCUGCAACAAGCGCUUUAUCAGCAAAGACAAACUGAACGUUCACAUGAGGACACACACGGGGGAGCGGCCGUACUCCUGUCCCCACUGUGGACAGACAUUCACACAGACCGGAGACAGAAACAGACACAUCAGUAAAUAUCACUAGUUAGAAUCCGACAAUGCUCAAGUGAAGCUUCAGUUUUGAAUGAUUGGACCUGUGGUUCUGCAUGUUUGUGUGUGUGUGUCAUUACGAGUCAAUUCAGAGAAAGUAAAAGAAACCAAAAUAUGUGAAAAGCUCAACACUAGAUUGUCAUAACUGAUGCUUUUUUCUGAUUGAUUUGGGGUAUUUUGUCCGUUUCAUUUCAAUUAUUUUGUUGGUGCACUUUCACCUGAAGGUUCAGUGUGUAGAAUUUGGUGACAUCUAGUGGUGAAUUUGCAUGUAGCAGCCGAAUACCCCUCACUUCACCCUCUCCUUCCAAACAUGAGAGAGAACCUGUGGUGGCCUUCAGUUGUCCAGUCUGGGCAGCGUCCGUAAAGAAGACCCGUACCUGAUGUAAAUAUAAAGUAUUUAAAUAUAAAAGGGCCCUUUCUAGGAUAAAGAAAACAACAAUUUGUACAAUUAUGUGAAACACAUUUUAUUCAAAUUUCUGUCAAUAGAUUACUUUCACCUAAAUGUUACACACUGGACCUUUUAAUGCACACGUGGGCAAAACAAUGUGAAACAAGAGCAGCACUUAGUCAAGCUCAUACCAGCAGUCCCAGUCACCCACAUACAGAUAAUGCCAGAUUGUUUUUCCAUCAAAGUCAGUGAACUGUUCUCUGGGAAAACAGUGAAAAUGUCUUAAAAAUGCUCCAAAUUUAAAUAUUCAAGAAAGUGGAAAAAUACUUAUUUCGCCCACUGAGCCUCUAGGAAAUCUGUUCAGUUGUUUUCUUGUAGUUCUGCUCAUAAACAAACAUAACCUUGGCAAAGGUUUUUGCUGAGCUGGUGUCAAACGACUUCUCUGAGCAGAUCCAGCGUUGGUUGUUGCCAUGCAAACAGAUUGUCUCUGCAGAUUUGUGUUUCUGAACUUCAAGCCUGGACUCUCCUCAGUGUCACUACAUCACUGUUUAAAUACAAAAGCUCUGCAUGAUGGUUUGCUCCGUGUUGUUCUCGCUCACUCUGCUCAGCCGGGUGCAUUCAGCCUUUUUCUCAUUUAAGCAUCAUUAACUUAUUUACUCUCUCGCACACUUCUCACUGUCCCUCGUGGAUUCAAUCUGGAUUCGAUCAGUCGCUCAGAUGGACACAAAUGACACUAAAAACAAUAAAAAACUGACUCUACUUGCUUCUUCCUGCAAAAAGCAGCUGAAUCUGCUGUUUUCCAGCUGAAGGGCAGCAAAGUGCAAACAUUAACAAGACUUAAGAGAUCUCAGUACAUUCUUCGCCUCUGUAUGUGCUGUUAUGCUGUCAUGUUUAUUUCCUUUUUUUAUAUGUUUUGUUUUUCAGGCUCCUGUGUAACCAAGCAUUAUUAUCCCUGUUUAGAAAA